AUGAAAUAUGCCUUCAGCUGCACAGGUUUAGGCUGCUGCCUCUGUCCUCAGUGUUCACUCGCUGCCAGGGGAACUUGGGUAACAUGUGUGAGUGCGAUGGGCCAUGGGACUCCUGAUAAUAUGAACUGGGCUGGACUACUGCAGAAUUUGCUGGCUAUGGUCCAUCUGCAGCAGAUAAUAUGUGGUUCUGUCUGGUUUUCUAUCCCAGAGGAACAGGAGCCCGGUAUUCUGAUGGGCUCACUUAGUAAACACUUUCCCCCUCCUUACCAGCUCCUGACCCAGGAGUAUCUGUGGACGGACAAAAACACGGGGAAUUUCUACACCACCGAGCAAAAGAUAGAUCGCGAGGCCCUCUGCCCUGAGGAGACAAAAGCUGAGGAAUGCAUUAUUUUACACAAUGCUAUCGUGGGGCCCUCUGGAGACCUUAUACAGUUCCCUGUGAUCAUAGAGGACAUCAAUGACAAUGCACCUCAUUUUGAAAACAGUGUAAUACACCUGAGGGUGUCUGAGGACGUGACUGGGGGGACCAGUUUCUUAUUGGAUGACCAGGCUCAGGACAGGGAUGCCGGACAUAAUGGCAAGCUUCAUUACCACCUACAAGAUUCCGAUGGAGUUUUCAGUUUAAAGGUGGAAGAAGACGAAUCCGCCAUCCUGCUGGUUGUGCAAACAGCUCUGGAUAGGGAGACUCGGGACCUGUAUCAGAUGGCGCUGGUGGCCACCGACUGUGGCUCGGAGCCUUUAAGUGCCACAGCAACUUUAAUAGUCACAGUGAUAGAUGUUAAUGACAACUGUCCAAGCUUCAGCUCUGACAGCCCCCGCAGUGUCACCGUCCCCGGGGAUUCCCCAAAGAACAUGCUGGUUGCUCAGGUCAGAGCCACAGACCCAGAUUCAGGUCCGAAUGCUGCCAUUGCAUACUCCCUCAGUCCCAAAGUCUCCGAGCGGGCCAAGAAGCUCUUUAGCCUUGACAGCCUCACUGGGUACAUCAGACUAACACAGGACCUCCAGAGUGACAACACCGAGGUGCUGCACUUGAAAGUGUUAGCUAGCGGCCAUCACUGCCCCCCAGCAGACACUCAGGUAACCGUAAACGUGCUCCCCAAGGCAAACCAAGAGCUAGCGUUCAAGAUCAGGUUCAUAGCGGAGCAUCAAAACCACGUGGCUGUGACUGUGGUGUUACCAGAGAACCAGCCCCCCACCGUCUUGGCAGUUUUAGAGCUUCGUGGUGACAGCAGCUUGAAAAGCUCAUCUCUUGCCAUUGAGAGCGAGGUGCCUUUUGCCUUAAGCCCACAGAAUGGCAAAUAUCUGCUUUCCGCAACAAAGCCCCUAGACUAUGAGCUGAAAAGUGAACAUCAUAUUUCUGUGGUAGUGCAUGGGAGAUCAGCUGAAGGAUCUGUAAUUGCUCCUUCUAGGCGUGUGAUCCGGGUGUUGGUGGCAGAUGUCAAUGAUAAUGCCCCACAAUUCCUCCAGUCACCCUACCAGCUGGAGGUGGAGGAAAACAACCACCCUGGGAUGUCACUGCUGCGGGUCUCAGCAUCAGACGCAGACAGUGGACGCAACGGCAGGGUGACCUACAGGCUGGGCAAACACACGUCUACCAUAUUUAACAUUGACCCUGUGACAGGUCAACUGUCAGUGUCAGCCUCUCUAGAUAGAGAACAGCAGGGUGUACACAAAAUCACUGUGUUUGCCCAAGAUAGCGGCUCUCCUCCCUUAGAGUCAAUGGCCACAGUAUCUAUUUGUGUUCUGGACCUGAAUGACAAUGCACCUGUUUUUCUAACCCCUCACUUCAUCUUUUUUAUCCCCGAGAAUGUACCACCAUUUGCCCAGGUGGGGAGGGUUGGGGUGACGGACCCAGACGAAGGAGAGAAUGGGAAAACAGUGUUGCAUGUUGUUAACAGCACUGGACCUUUUGUUGUGGAUAAUACCCAGGGGACACUGCGCACCACCACCCACUUGGACCGCGAGACAGACGACCGAUAUGAACUCUAUCUGCUUGCUGCCGAUCACGGGCACCCAGCCGCUUUGACUUCCACUGCCAGGGUCACUAUCUUUGUGGAGGAUAUCAAUGACAACCAUCCAAAAGUUAUCCUUCCCAGCAGCAACUCCUCGUGCCACACUGUCUCGUCAGAAACCAUUGCAGGCACCAUAGUAUCAAAGAUCUACGCCGUUGACGAGGACUCUGGGCUGAAUUCGGAGAUUACAUACACUGUUCUGGCACCGAUGCCAGCGCAGAACAGCAGCCCCUUCCGGGUGGAUUUAAAGACGGGGAACAUCACUGUAUCUCAGCAACUUCUACGGAAAGACCUGGGAAUGCAUCACCUGUUCAUUGUGGUCAGAGAUGGGGGGAAACCAGCUCCACUUUAUACCACCGUCUGGGUUAAUCUGUUGAUCAAUGAGAGCAUGGGGCCCUGCCACUUAGACAGGGCCCCCACCUGGACAGGGACAUCUGACUUGAUUCAAAGCCCCUCAAAGGCCCCCAUCUGUGAGGUGGAGGACACCAGAUCUGCUCAGCUGACACUGUUUGUAGGCCUGGUUAUGAUGCUGGUGUCCACCUGUCUGCUUGUGGUGACAGCGGUUUUAUACCUGAAGCAGAAGAGAAGAAGUCUACAACAAAAAAAGAGGGCACACAUUGAGGAGAAUGAGAUUCCACUCAGGCACAGAGACAAAUAUUACUCUGACGACUAACAGAAUAAAGCAAUGUGUGUGUAAUCCUCACUCGCACUUUGUCAAGGAUGAAAUCAGCCUGUGAAUUAAAUAAAUUCUGAAUAUUUGUCAAAGGCUUCUUGCAUUUUGAUAAUCAAAUUCCGUGUAUUCAAACACUGUGACACUGCGACAUUCUGUGGAAAGAAAGCAGAUACAUUUUCUGA
This is a messenger RNA of Etheostoma cragini (Arkansas darter), 2867 nucleotides long. It is a transcript of the gene pcdh20l, whose product is annotated as protocadherin 20. Gene Ontology annotation, molecular function: calcium ion binding. Gene Ontology annotation, biological process: homophilic cell-cell adhesion. Lineage: Eukaryota; Metazoa; Chordata; Actinopteri; Perciformes; Percidae. Gene Ontology annotation, cellular component: plasma membrane. The record is from RefSeq and is a predicted model, not a curated record.